This is a messenger RNA of Fomitopsis serialis, 2602 nucleotides long. RefSeq lists its product as uncharacterized. NCBI's taxonomy places the organism in Eukaryota, Fungi, Basidiomycota, Agaricomycetes, Polyporales, Fomitopsidaceae. Bases 79 to 2445 code for a protein of 788 amino acids. The record is from RefSeq and is a predicted model, not a curated record. The transcript has 4 exons.
GAUAAACAUGCAAAGGAUCGUCUCAAAAAUCCGUGCUACCCAUUCACCGAUUACGCAGAGCUACAGUUGGCACGAUGGAUGAACGAGCGGAUGAACUCCACCAUGAUAGAUGAGUUUCUCAAAUUGGACUGGGUUCGCCGCCAUACGCCUUCCUUCCAUUCGUGCCACACACUGCGUUCGUGGAUCGAAGUCCAGCCGUCUGGUCCAGCCUGGCAAACAGCAACGAUCAAGGUCGAAGGUUAUCCACCUAUCGCUCGUUACGGUGAACCGAAGGUGAUCUUCCGUGACGCACUGGAGUGCGUGGAGUUCUUAUACGGGCAUCCGCUGUUCGGACCGUAUGUCAGCACGGGACCCGAGGUUGUGCAUACGCAAAUGGGCCAGCGCGUUAUCACUGACUUCAGUACAGCUACACUGGCUUGGAAUAUGCAGAGCAAGCUCCCGACUGGCGCAGAGGUAGUUGGCGUGCAUCUGGGCUCGGACAAACUGGCAGUUUCCAGUCACUCCGGAGACUACGAGAUGCACCCUCUCUUGCUGACCUUAGCGGGUCUCCCCGCCACGAUUCGCUCAAAACUUUCCAACGAUGCAUGGAUGUGCAUUGCGUACCUCCCAGUGCCGAAGUUCGCCGUACAUACAAGCUACCAGGGUAUCCUGGCUAACCGUGUCCUGCACGAAGCCAUGGACCUCGUGACAGCAAAACUCAAGACUGCCGCUCGUUUUGGGUAUCCAAUGGCUGAUGCAUACGGGAAUGUGCGCAUCGUUCAUCCCCCUGUCGUUGCUCUUUCAGGUGACCUUGUCGAACACCUUUCCAUGGCGGCGGUUGGCUCGUCCGUCUCCCCUGUUUCUCUUGCCACGUCUAGCCAGUUCGGUGACGGCAAAGUCUAUGCACGGCGCACGAAAGCCCAUACCCUGGACCUCAUCCACUCUGUCUCGAAGGUCGUCGAUCCCUGGAAGUUGCACGACUUCCAGCGAGAAUGCAAGAAGGUCGGAUUGAACGGCGUACACAUGCCGUGGUGGCGCGACUAUCUCUUCACCGACCCAUCCAUCUUCUGUGUUUCCGACCUCUUACACUCCAACUACAAAUUUUUCUUCGACCACCUCCUCCCGGCUUGCCAGAUCGCUGUCGGCGCCCAUGAACUGGAUCGUCGCUUCGCCGCACGACACAAGCGCAUUGGCUAUGCUGCCUUGCGACGAGUGUCUGAGGUGAAGCAGAUGACUGGUCGAAUGCAUCGGGAGAUCAUGCGCACGACCAUUGUCGCCAUCGAAGGUGCCGUUUCACCCGGGUUCAUGCGCGCUAUGCGUGCGAUCCUCGACUUCCUCCUUGCUGCACAGAGUCCUCGUCAUACGCCUUCAUCGCUCGCUAAGAUGACAACAGACCUACGUACCUUCCACGAGCAUAAGAAGGCGAUUAUGGCGGCUGGUGGGCGUGGUUCACUGACGCACUGGCGAAUCCCCAAACUCGAAAUCUUAUCUAACUAUGUUCCGGUCAUCCUUUCCCAUGGAGCCCUUCCGCAGUGGAGCUGCGACUCCGUCGAACGCCUGCUCCGUACUGAAGCCAAGAAGCCGUUCACGAUGUUUACGAAUCAUCGGCGUGCCGACUUCGGUGAGCAGUGCGCGCGUCAUCUGGAUCGCGUCGAGAAGAUGCGGAACCUCGAGCUCUACGCGCUCUUCAAGAUUCACGGCGCGGACAUCAGUAGCGUUCUCCAAUCUCGCAACGAGAUGAGCGAUGUUGAGCUGGAGGAUGCAGCCACGCGUGGUCUCGCACGCACUCUCUUGGAGCAAGCGUUGCCAGGAACUGGCGCCGAGCGCUGUAUCCGCACGUCGAGGACAACGCGCAAUCUGUUCGCUACGGGGUCCCACAGUGCGACCGGAUCCAACGUUGCAUUUCACCUCAACAAACAGCCAAGUGCGACAUACGCUAUCGACAAAGUGGCAGAUGUAUACAAAAUCGCUGACUUCCGCGCUGCUCUCGCUGACUACGUGCAAGGCCUCGAUCUCGACGCCCGGCAAGGGAUGCCUCACCUAGGGUCGAGUUACUAUCAGGACAUCGGGCUUGAUCACUUGUGCGUCUGGGAGACCUACCGGAUCCAAGUGCUCUCCGCGUACAAUGACGCCGUGCGCAUGGAUCCUGAGACGCUUCGGGCAAUUCCACCGAGUGCGAAGUACCCUUUCGGGAUGUGCGAUCCGGUCAUCGUCGACAUGGUCCAUGUUCUAGGUUCUCUGAUCGCCCAAGUGCGAGUUGUCUUCGAGCUAAUCCCUCGCAAAGGCCAUGUCCUCCCGAACGCUUGCGUGUACCACUAUGCUAUAUCCAAGACUUCGAGUUCGCUGACGUCGAUGAGCGUGGAUACCCCGAGAAGACCGCGGACAUCCUCAUGUACAGGCUCCAGCGAAGGUGCUACCUCGAUGCCAGGGGUACAGUUCAGCGUGGAGGUGAGGUUGUUCCACUGACCGGCAUAGUACGACCUGUCGACCUCUCGCCUGUGCACGCCGCGCGUGUGAUGGAUCACUCACUUGACGAAUCGUCUGUGCUCGAGCUACCUGGUUAUUUCUGGUUGAAUGAUAUGUGGGAUGUGGAGGUUUACGAGACACUCGCCACGGCCUAGCA